Porites evermanni is the source of this 30389-nucleotide messenger RNA. The record is from the annotation of a GenBank genome assembly. NCBI's taxonomy places the organism in Eukaryota, Metazoa, Cnidaria, Anthozoa, Scleractinia, Poritidae.
AUGUCUAGCCUCCCUAACUUACGGAAUUCUUUGCCCCGUAAAGGAAAACACUGGUCGUACAAUGUUCUUGAAUGCGUGAUCCAGCGAGGACCUCGGAAUGGGAACUUUAAUCUUCAUAUCGUUGGAGGAGCCGAGAAUGGGGAGUUUAUUUGUAUUGGAGACGUUAAACAGGAAAAAUUGCGGUACAGAAGGGGAAAGAUUCUCCCAGGAGAUGUAGUAUUGGAAAUAAAUGGGACACCAGUCGCUGGGUAUACUCAAUUUGAUGUCUUGCCUUUGAUCAAAAGUUCGAGAGAAGCAGUUACUCUACGAACCGUAAAACCAGGUACGAUAAAGUGUUUGCGUUAACUGUCGUAAGUUAACUGCAUAAUACUAUACAAGUAUCAGCCACGACUAUGAUAAAUUCAGCUUGUGUAUAUCACUGGCCGUAAUUUAUGUAGCGGUUUUAAAUGCUGGAAACACUUAGACAAACUUAUGUAAAAAAAUAAAUAAAUAAUUGGAAUGCCAGUUUAAAUAUCUUGCUGAUUGAAUGAUUCACGCGACAGGAAUGCCGUGAAUAUUGAUUUUAUCUGAAUUUUACACCAGUUUGCAUCUUUUAGUCGAAAAUAGCAGAGCCUAUAUAGUGUAAAUCUGUCAUUUCGCAGUUAAUAACUACCUUCAAAAUUUUAUUGGGCUUAUAUGAUCAUAAGCCAUCAUAAGGUGAUUUCAAAUUUCUGGGGGAUUAAUUGGGCCUGAUAUAAUUUGGGUCAUUGAAGUUGUUUCUAAUCUUAUCCAAGAUGAUACAUAUUGUAUUCUUGUAAAGGAUGGUGAGUUUAAAUCCAACGGAUGUUAUAUAGUGGUAUCAUUCAAUGACCUUGAAUAGCAAUUUCCACUUUUUGAUCAUAAAAUAAAUUCAGCAUUUUUGGCCCCUUUCAAAAUUUAGAGCAUCAUGUGAUAAUAAUGUUUAAUUUAUUUUUGAGUUAUGAUAUUGCUAGCAAUCCUCCAAAUCCUGCCUUAAAACAUUUUUGAAUAUUAAUUCCUUAGCCACCCAUCCUUAAUACACUGUACAUUAUAAUAUACGAGUUCUCUCUGCAAAAUUUGUAGUGUUGUUUGCUAAUCAGUUUAUUUUUACUUACUGAAAGUACAUCAUACAUGCUUAAAAAUACAUGUAUUAGCUCAUCUGGAAUAACUUUUGAAAUAGUUCUCAGUUUCUCAUGGAAGUGGCUCAUGACCUAAGAAUGCAACAGACUGGACGAUGACUAAUGAACACGUCCAUCAGUUGGCUAAACUUCUGAUCUUACACAUAUAUGCCAUUUGAGAUGCUAAAAAAAUUGUCUGUUUAACUGUUUGUUUACUUAGAACAGUAAAAAAGUGUAAUGUAAACACUUUAACCUAUAAUCAACUAAGUCUGUGUUUGUACUAAAACAGGAGUAUAGAAUGCCUUACAACAUAAUUUGUUGAUCUGCCUGUGCACGUGGCAGGUGGUCAUGAUAAUAAGGUACAUGAUAUUAUAUUGAUCAUGACCACAAAAAUUAUUAGUAUUCUGUGCUGGCAAGAGCGUAAGAGUGGGUUGCCACUAUUUUAACAAUUAUUGAAUACAUCUAUUUUUAAUACUUGCCUUGGAUAACAUCAAGGAAAUAAAUUUUUGUUGGACUCUAAAACAAAAUUUAAUGUUCCUCUUGAUGAAAUGCCUUCCUUAAAGAUCUUUUUCUGUACUUGCAGGGGAACAUAUCACCAGAGACCUUCAAAAGUACCUGUCAACAAGGUUUGACAAGGAUUCAGUUGAUAGCAACUUACAGCAAACUAUCAGAGAUAAUCUUUAUAACAGAACAAUACCAUGUAAGUUUAUUAAACGUUUUAUUUAUUCAUCCUGGUGAAGUACAAUAUUAUAAAUAGUAAUUAUGAAUAAUUAUCACUAAAUGAUGUACAUUAAGUCAUUUGUGAUUUAGAUCAGAAUAUUUCAACUGUCAUGAAUCAUGUUGUAAGGCAGGAUGCUUCACCGUGAAUGGUUAGUUUUCAACAGGACAGCUGUGAUUGGUGCAUUUUGAACCUCACUGUUUCAAUGAGUUGUUCCCUUACUGGGGUGAUGUCAUACAGCUCUCCUCUUUGUAAUGUGUCUCUUGAUUUAUUUUUUGGGUAUCUGUACAUGUUUUGUGCCCCUUUUGAAUUUCUUAGGGUGAAGUCUUAUGUAAAUUGCCUUUUUGAUAGUAUGUGAUUCACUGUACCCUGACCUCUGCUAUCUCAGAACCAGUUGCCACCCCAUCAGACAUCACCCACUUUGUAAUGAAGUAAAGUUUAGUUAAUGGCGUGCGACUCUAAUUGGUAAACACACAGCCCUGGUCUAAAAGGUGAUUCACAUAAGUCUUAACCUUGACAACAUCAACAAGGAUACACAAGAACAGAAAUUCCACAAUUACAAAACACAACAACAGGUGAGCUACAUGACAAUGAACAGUCCAAGGAACAACUCACUGAAAUGGCAAAAAUUGAAAUGUACCAAUCACAGCUUUUGAAGACUAAGGCAUUCCUUUAUCACUCUUCUCAAUCUCCCUCUAUUUGUUUUUAUGGCUUGGUCAAUUUGUUGUCUGUAUUGUACUAUCUGAAUGCCUGGAAUAGGCUAAACUGGACAUAAAGCAAGAUGUCAGUAGUAAAGACAUUAAAGUUAAAAAUUCAAUCCAUCAUCAAGCUAAUAUUAUUUUGUAGGUUAGGUUUUUAAAGGUUGGGAAUUAAGAGCCAGCAGAAGAGUGAAAUUGUAAAUCGAUAUUGCCAUUUUACCAAAUACUGAUUUCUUAAAAAUUUUAAUGAAAUGCACUCUUCUCAUUUCUCCCAUGUACAGUGUACUUGUGAUUGAAAUACUGUGAAUGAUUUUGUUUGUCACUGAUUUUCCACUUUUUAAAAGGUACGACACGGAAACCAAGGAAUGAUGAAAUACCAGGUGAAGAUUAUGUCUUCCUUACUGUUGAGGAGUUUGAAGAACUGGAGAGAAGUGGGGCUUUGCUGGAGAGUGGAAUUUAUGGAGGAAACCACUAUGGUACUCCAAAACCACCAAGAGAACCACUUCCACCAGACAACCUGAUAUAUGUACCACCUAGGAACUCAAGUUCAUUGCAGAAUGAUCGAGAAAGUAAUCACUUUGAUGAUACACUACCAGAGCCAGAAAACUUAGGACAACUACCAUCAAACUGGGAGAUUGCCUACACUGAAGAUAAUGUCAAGUAUUUUAUUGAGUAAGUUGUAUAAUAAAGCAUGAUUGGUGUGAAGGUGCAAAAUAUGUCCCAUGUCCCAUUUUCUUGUCCCAGAAUAGCAAAUUAUUAUAAUUGUUCAUUUUUUCCUUUCAAUUUGUUUAAGAGCUGUUAUGUUUGUUUCUCAAAGUGGCACCCUAGAAUUUAUAAAGUGUUACAGGUCAAAAUUUAUAUUAUUUCAUGUUAAAGUUUUUAACCUACAAUCACAGACAAAAUUAGUUGGGAAGGUUGUACAACUUAACAGUAGUCCGUUUUAAUCCUGAAAAAACAGAGUUUUCUCUUUUGCUAAAUAUCCCCCGUCCCCCCUAUUCAAUGUUGGGAUAUAACAGAACAAUUGCGCGCACAAACAUUAACGUUUUGAUCAACAUUGGGCCAGGGGUGGGGGGAGGAAGAAAAAGAAGAGGUAAAAAAAGGCAACCUUCCCAACACUUUUGACGAUGAUUGUAGGAGAAUAGGAAAUCAACUUUAAACGCAUAUAAAACUUGUCGCAUUUAACAUUUGGUUGAGAUAUCUCGCCCUGGAACUGUGCUGAUAAUGCACUUUCCAAACUAUAUAAAAAAUAUAAUAAAGGUUAUAUUUCGGUAAAAUCAUAAAUACAUGUAGGAGAAUUUUGCAUCUGACGUGCGUGACAUUUCAUAGCGUGACCACAAAAUCCACUGGGUGAAAACGCUUUCUUCUAAGAACGCCAGAAGAAAACAUUUAAGGCCUUUAAUUUUCCUCAUGAAGCAAGAGGACGUUUCCUUCGCGUGGACUAUGUAGAAGGAAUGGCCACAGCUGGUCUGUUUCACCAGAUUUAGCGAGAAGUCAUGAGGGUAUUUUUAAGUAAGAAAAUACUGUACGAUUGCUGUCGUUGUCAUGUAUACAUGCAUCUUUUUCAUCAGCGGCAUUAUUCCUGGUUAACUUUUGUUGUUUCCUAUCAGCCAAAUAUUUUGAAAGAUGUUACAAAUACAAAUGGCAUAAAGGCUGCCACAAUAAAGUUUUUUUUUUUCAUUCCGGCGGUGUUAAACUAUCCUAGAAAAACAUGAAAUUUGUAGUUGUGAGGGAGGAGUGAGAUAAGUGCUGAAUGAAAAUCUUCUAGACUUUAUUUUCGUAAGGCCUGAAAGUAAUACGGAACCUCUAUAAAAGAAAUUAUUCAGCCAUGUUCAGAGUUUAUAUAAAAAUUGCUGUGCUAGCGUCGCCUGUCAAUCAUUCAGAUAAUUUGAGAACAGUAAACAACAUGGGUUUCCACAUUACUCCACCACAUUACUCCAUAAGAAAAUGCGAAAUAUAUGCACAAUGAACCAACUUUCAAACAAGAAAAGGGCAAAAACAUGUAAACCAUGUAAGAAUAUGGACAGCUUUUGUCGCAUUUAUCUACGGGGAUAAAUUUAACAACUGUUUCCCAACAUUACUCCAUUUAAACAGUGCCCCAUAAAGGUCAAUUAGCAAAGUUAGUUUAAUUUUAACGCUAUCCAUGGAGUAAUGUCGUAUUUUACUUAGAAUUAAGCUAAACUGUCUAUUAAAAUUCGUUUGGUUAAGUCCUUGCAAAGCCCCGAACAAGUCCAUUAGGCUAUCUUGUCGUUAGCGCUACUAUAAAGGAAUUAUUUUCGGCUACGAAAAUGGAGUAAUGUGGUGUGUAAUGACUUUGCGUGUGUUAUCCUUUUUAAUUAGGUUAACGAAGACAAUAGACGCCUUAAUCUAAAUCAAGAGCGUACUAUGUUCUCGUUUUCUGAAACCAGUUUCGAAAAGCAGUGCCACAAGGGCUUAACUAGAGUUAUUCAGCUAGAGAAAGUAGCCUCUAGAAUUCAGCAAAUUUCCACUCAGCCUCAUAGUUUGCUCGCGUGGCAAAUGGGCAUGUGCUGAAUGUUGUAAAGAAUGGGGGAGCUGCUAAGGAAUAUGUCAGCUGCAUAUAUGUAGCGAUCCGAAUGAUUUUUUGGGGAACUGGUGAACGCACUAUAUCUUGCUUUAACAUUUAAAGCAUAUCAGCCUAUGCUAUAGUCAAUAGCUUUCACCGAAAAUAAUCUUGCACUUGUAUUUUGGCCCUCUUCCUGUGCCCCAUAAAGAGCAAUAGUUGUGCUUACCGGGUUGCAAAACAUGCCGAAUAUAAACAGGCGUGUGCCCCAAAAAUUGUCUUAACAAGGUACGGCAAAUAUUUUUUUUCAACAGAGUACUGUUUACGAGUGUUUUUUGAAGACGUUUCUACUGACAAAAAGUCGUCGAUUUUUGACCUUUUACUGCCACACCCAGAAUUUUCAGACAAUCACAGACAAAAUUAGUUGGGAAGGUUGUACAACUUAACAGUAGUCCGUUUUAAUCCUGAAAAAACAGAGUUUUCUCUUUUGCUAAAUAUCCCCCGUCCCCCCUAUUCAAUGUUGGGAUAUAACAGAACAAUUGCGCGCACAAACAUUAACGUUUUGAUCAACAUUGGGCCAGGGGUGGGGGGAGGAAGAAAAAGAAGAGGUAAAAAAAGGCAACCUUCCCAACACUUUUGACGAUGAUUGUAGGUUGAUUGACUAUUUUCCAAUUGCCCAUAAUACACUCUGUUUGCCCCCCAAAUUUUGCAUAACUUAUUGUCUUAAAAUGCUCUUGGGAAAAUGCAAUACUCCCAGGAGCAUUUAAAAACAAUGGUUUAUGCAGAAUUUGGGGGGCAAACAGAGUGUAUUAUGGGCAAUUGGAAAAUAGAGAAUUCUCGAUUUUUUCUAGCUACCCUUAAUUUAUUAUUCAUGAAUUUGGGCUAGGAUCGAGAAAAAGAAAGUAAAAAUUGAGAGUCAACCAAGGUUAAAUCAGGGUGCAAAGAAAGUUGGUUUUACGGCUUGCCAUUCAGGCAAGUUGUUGCUAGUAUGUACAUGUACUAGAAUCUUUUAAGUAGCCCAAAAAAAUUUUUGAUGAGCAGUAUUGAUUACAGUUCUUCUGUAAUUUGAAUUUCCCAAAAAACUUCACUUGCCCUUCAGGCAAGGUUAAGAACAGGAUUCACAGCCCAAUUGCAAAAUCCACUAGCCCCGGGAUAUUGGACACAACUUUCUUUGCACGUUGGUUAAAUAAAACCUGAAUUUCAUUCUGACCUGUAACAUAAGCACCAGGCCGAUGAUGAUGAUGAGCAGUAUUGAUUACAGUUCUUCUGUAAUUUGAAUUUCCCAAAAAACUUCACUUGCCCUUCAGGCAAGGUUAAGAACAGGAUUCACAGCCCAAUUGCAAAAUCCACUAGCCCCGGGCUAUUGGACACAACUUUCUUUGCACGUUGGUUAAAUAAAACCUGAAUUUCAUUCUGACCUGUAACAUAAGCACCAGGCCGAAUAAAAAAGUGAAACAUUUAAAAAGUACCCUGGUGUUAACUAAAUGAGUAUUGACAUACAAAAAGGUAGUAACCACCCAAUACUUUAGGUCGCCCUCUAAAUGCAGUGUAUCAUUUUGCAUUUUUAAAUACUUAGAUGUGUUUAAUUUACUGGUAAUGUUGUAAUGUAUGAUUGUUGCCUCUGUUUCUAGCCAUAACACUGGCACCACACAAUGGAUGGAUCCAAGACUGGCGCAAUUGAAAAAAGCUACAGUUGAUGAAUGCAAUGAUGAUGGUAAAGGAACAAAAUUCAAACUCCCACACACAGCCCGUUCGACGUACAUUAUGUACAUUUUGUUUUUAAAAAAAUAAGGGCAAAAAUGUGAAGGCAAAAUCAAAGUAGUGUUAUUUUCCAACUUUCCAAUAAUAAUAACCAAUGAGACAAAAACUUACUGGUCAGAAAAUAUAGCUUUUAUUUGAAGUUUUCCACAUGGUUGUUUUAUACUAUGGAAUCACUCCAGCUACUGUAAAAUUGUAUAUAGUAAUAAUUGUUGUCAUUUGUUUAUGGCAGAGUUACCCUAUGGCUGGGAAAGGAUUGAUGAUCCUAAAUACGGAACCUACUACAUUGAGUAAGUACAAAAUAUAGACAAAACAGUACAUUUUGACCGACUUUUCUUAUUUUCAAUGGUGCAUGUUUUAAUUUCUUUAAAUAAGUUUAAAUUACAAUUUAGUAUUAAAAGUUUAUCACCACAAGUUUAGCAGACUUUUCCAGUCAGUGGACAACUACUUGUACUUCUCCAUGUUCUCAAACUUUGUCCAUAGCUUAAUGCGUUAAACAGUUGUUUAAAGGUGUGAUUGGUUUUUCCAGCAGUUCAGUUUUAAGGUGCCUUAACACAGUUUCUUUAGAACUAGCUGAUUUAACCCUUUGCUGUGCAUUUUAACAUCCUUAUCAUGAUGAAGUAUGCACCCAAUAAGGUUUUAAAAAAGUGCGAAGACACGCUAAGAAGAAGUUCAAAAGAAAUUUGUUAUGUUUUUGUCGUCUUUGACAUCUCACAUGACCUGUCUAAGGAUGUACAGGUGCUAUGCAUGUAUACUUAGGAAGCGAUGUGAGAGUGCUUGUUUUGUUGACUUUCAUAAGCAAUAUAAAUAAACAACAAUAUCUUAAAAUCUACUCAUUGAAAUUUGACAAAGUUUAGCAGAAAUCAUGUUCAUAAAUUUUACACUUAAGCCAAUGAAAGCCUCAAAAUAAAUUUUGAAUGAUUGUGUUUUGUAACACAAUCAAGAAUUCCUUGAAAGCAGUUUUCUUAAAAAUUUCAAAAACUGUUUGUUAUAAUUUGGUCAAUUGGUUUCUGAAAAAAAAUGAUGGUUACUUAUCGUAAGCUGUGUACAAAUUGAUAAGAAUAUCUAGUGACUGGAUAAAGUUUUGCAUAAACGAAGUAAAUUCAAAAUUUCAGGCUAAUGCUUUCAAUCAUCCAUGUUGCCAUGACAAUGAUCUAUAUCUCACUUUUAACCUAAUAAAUGUCAUGUCUUAUAAAUACAGUAGACUCCUGAUAAGUUGAACCUUCAAGGGAAAUCAAAAACAUUUCAAGUUAUCAGAAGUUGAAAGCAAAUAACCAGAUGUAUGGAAAUUGGAUGGGGGAGGAAUGCAAGUGUGACAUACACACUUCACCUCAAGGGCAACAAGGGAUAUAUCGAUAUUUUGAACAAGGAAUUAAGCGACAAAUCUUGAUUAAUCAGUACAGUGCUAAACAUUGUAUUAGAGUUGGACUGACAAAAAAGUAAAGAAGAAUAAAGACAAUUAAAGAAUACACGAUUGUUUUGAGAGAAAUUCAAUGGUACAGUUCUCUGCGUUUUUUCGACUUGUCACCCGCUCAAAUCGUGGUUAGCGUUGUUGAGGGUAAAACUAUAAAAAUGACCAGAAGGGAAACAAGAAUUGCUCUGAGUUAGCAGGAGGUUGGAGUUACCAAAGGUACAAUGUACAGCAAAUGUAUGAAGGAAAUCCAAGGGAAAUCAAGUUUGGUUCGAGUUAGCAUGAGGUUCAAGUUAGCGAGGGUUCGAGUUAUCGGGAGUCGACUAUAAAAUUUAUCUAUGCCAAAUGUGAGUUUGAUACCUGCAACAAGUGUUAAGUAAAACCCUAAUAACAUUAAUGGCAAUGAUCCACAGCCUAUCAAACUGUGUUCAGCAGCCAUAAUAAACCUACCCAACCCCACUCCACCCUUUAUUUCUCCUUUUGCUGGUAAUGCCCAUAACAGGUACCUGGAAUGUUGGCUCAUGGGUUGGAGGAUUUGCUCAUUAUUGGAGCAGUAUUCAAUCUAGGGGGAGGGGGCUUCUGGCUGAACACAGUGAAAGCCCCCUGCGGGAUAUAUACCCCAGGCACCCACCUUCACUCCUAUGAGAAACUGAAAGGAAACUUAAAUGACAUUUCUUUAGAUACAGUGUAAACACUGUGAAGCACUGAAAGAAAAUUACCCUAAUUUGUUUAUUUGGCAUUAAUAAUCACCUGAUAGAGAGGAGAAUUGUGAUUUCACGUUUCCAUGGUAGCAACAUAUUUCUGGAUCACAACAAUGGGGAGCUUAAGCAGCAACAACGGUGACCAUGACAAGAAUGGUGAAAAAGCAAUCAGUUCAUAUUAGCAAAACUUUUUUGUACAUUUCUCAGUCGCCUUUGCAAGUCUGCAACUUGAAACUUCCUAAUUUCAUGUGCCCGCUUUAUUGAGUUGAUGAACACGGCACAGGAAUUUUCUUUUUCUUUAUCUAUAUUCAGUCCUUUCGUAUUCAACCCCAGACAAUUUCGCCAAGAUUUAACAAAUUAAAUGAAAUUGAGUAAGAUCAAUGAAGUUUGAAACAGCGUGAAUUCACUUUUUAAGUGACAUUUUCGCUUUGUUGUCAUCCAGAAAUUUUGCCACCAUGGCAAUGUGACGUAACGACUUCUCCUCUCUAUUAAUAUGUAUUUUAAGCUAUUAAUUUGGUUGUUCCGUUAGUCAUGUCAACAGGAAGACUCAGUUUGAAAAUCCAGUGCAAGCACGUCGGCGUGUUAGUCAAACGAACAGCAUAUCAUCAUACUCCUCCUCAGUGCCACCUCCCCAUGUGGGCCCACCAUCUUUACAGUCAGCAGCUGCAUUAGCUAAAGCACAGGAAGCUGAGGCCCAAUCAAGGUGAUAUCUUUGAUUAAUAGAGUGUCAUUUCUGUUUACUUUAAGUUAAGUGAGAGAUUAAUUUGACACUUACUUAUGCCUGACACAUGUAGCAGUUGAAGCAGUUCCUCUUUCUGCAAAAAGCAGAAAGAGGUUAAAAAUGAAGAGAAAAAUAUUGAUGGCCCACAAAAAAGCUAAAGUGAAUGUAAACAUAGAUUGUUAUUCAUUAAAUGAAAGGUCAGUGAAAAGUCAGGGAAUUUUCAACUUUCAGGUGCAUGAGUGGCAACCCUGUUAUUAUUUUUAUUAUUAUUAUCAUUAUUAUAUCAUGGGUGACGAAUUUUUCCAGUGUUAAUUUCUAAUUUCACAUGUACAAUUACAAAAUUGCCGUGGUAAUGUUUCGUACAUCUCAGUGCCAAGAUGGUGUCAAGAGUUUAAAACGUCAAAAACCCAAGAUUGCAUGUGGAAUUUGAAUUGUCAGCCAUGAUAGUAAUAGGUAAUCAAAUGGUGUACAGUGGAACCUCGAUUUAAACCUCUUUACAAUUCAACCAAGUCCUCGGUAUAACAGAUGAUUUUCUUCAGCCCUGCCAAAAUUACAGAAAAAUGUAUGGAAAAGAAAUGGUAGACUAAUUGCAAGUUCAUUAUCAGCUUUCAUUUUUGAAAAUAGUUAAUCCACAAGUUAGCCAUGGGCACCCUUUGACUGAGUUUCUAGUGCCAUACAUGUAGCUAUAUAAAGCUGAGUACUGAGACAUUGUUCAGAUCUGGGAAUGCUGGAUUUUGUAAAUUAAUUUAUUAUACCUCGAUAUAACAGACAUUUUUGUUGUUUUUUUGAAAAUUCGUUAAAUCAAGGUAUUUGAUAUAACGAACCCUCUAUAUUAGAAAAUGAACAAAUUUCCCCAGUCUCUUGGCACGUACUUCAUUAAAUCGAGGUUCUAUUGUACUCUUGAAAUUAGGGAAUAAUUGUCCGAACCUUAAUAAGGCUCGGAAAAUUUUUAGAAUUUAGACAAAUUGGGCAUGAAAUCACUUCCUUAUUUCACUCAUCACCAUUUUUUUGCACACAUACUUAUUCAUUUUCAGACCUAGUGUUACAAAGCUACCAAAUAUGCUGCUUUUAAUAUUAUUAUUUUGUAAAUAAGAAUAUUCUAGCAAUUUGACCAGCUGUCAUGUAUUGCAAUGGAUUGAAGAUUUGAAAAUAAAACGAGACUUAAGAAAUGAUACAAUUGGUUGCACUGUCAAUAUCGAUAUAACUGCUUGACAAUUUGGGCAAUAUCACCUUUCAUGUGAAAUUUAAACAUGGUAUUAUCUUGCCAAGUAUUGAACAUUUGCAUGAUAAGUAUCAAAUUAUUUUGUAGCUUCCAUCUUAAAAGUCUGGAAAGUUACAUUUUGUUUUUCUGCUUUAUUAUUUGCAGAUGGCCCAAUGUAGAGUUUUCCCAGGCACCUCCCCCAGCCUACACUUUAAAUAGCUAUGACCACCUUUCAAGGUCUUACACCAUUGAUGGUAGACAGCUGCAAGGUGAACUGUUAAGAACAGAGCUUCACAAAGGCAAACGUGGGUUUGGCUUUACCAUAGUUGGUGGAGAUCAGGUUGGUGAGCUUCUACAGGUUAAAAGUAUUGUUCCUGAUGGCGCAGCAGCAAAAGAUGGUCAGCUACGAACUGGAGAUGCACUAGUCAGAGUUAAUGGCAUGUCCGUGUUAUCCAAAAACCAUCAAGAUGUUGUCAGCAUGUUCCAGGCCAUGCCUAUGGGCGAGUCUGUUGAGCUAGAAGUUAUCAGAGGUUACCCUUUGCCUUUUGACCCCGAUGAUCCUAAUGUGGAGACAAUUGGCUCCUACACUGUGGUACAGCGUAGGCCAUCUGCUGGCUCAGAAUCACCCAUGCCCCGAUCUUCAGAAGAGAACAGUCCAACAUUCCCACCCUAUUCUACAUCUCAAGUGCCAGGGAUGAUCAAUAAAUGGAGUACUGCUCCAGGUAUUACACCUUUAACAGUUUACACUCACUUCUUCUUUGUUAGUACGUUGCUAAAAUAGACACUCUCUUUAUAAGCAGUAAAAUUCCCUGUAACAAGGUCUGCUGAAAGUUGCUCAUACUGGUACAAAUCUCUCUAUUAUUGAUAUCAAACCUCACCUCUGAUGAUAACCUUGUUUCAUUCGUAAAGACGUAGAUCUUUAUUUUAGAAUUAUUAACAACUGCAACUCCUAGUGGAGGUAGGUGCCUAGGAUGUCCAGAGGCUUCCACUUUUGGCAAAGCCAGACCCCUGGACAGAGUUAUGCCCCCAUGGCUGGUAAACCCGUGCCCUUCAGCCGUGAGCCCUCACGCCAUGCCAAAGGGACCUCCAAGCUGAGCACUAAGCUCCGAGAGAAGGGGCUCAUGGCUGGGGGAGGCCUGAGCCCCUUCAUGCCAAUCCCAGAGGCACCUAUGUAUACUGAGCAUGUUAAAAACAUAGAAUGGCUAAACAGAAGCCAUGUGCCAAGAGGAGUAUGCAGUUACACAAACAAACUUCAAAUAAUACACAAGAUUUCAGAAGCAAAAACACAAGCCAAUAAAUGCCAAAUGCUAGUUCACUGUAUGCAAACAGGCAAACAGCCUUACUGAAACAAAAACCUGAGUAUAAGAACUCAACACUAAGCAAUGGUUACACUGUGCCAAAGGCAGUACCGACAGUUUAGCCAUAAAGCCCCAUAAACACUACAAAAACGUUCUGCCUUAAUGGGCCAAAAAUGCUACAAACCCUACAAAUGCUUCAAACACCACAAGCAUCCAAUGAUCCACCCCAAUGCCCCAUAAAUGCUACAAAUGCUGUAACCACCACAAAUGUCCGACCCCAAUGCUCUAUAAAUGCUACAAAUGCUGUUAACACUGAAAGCGUCCAACCCCAACGCCCAUAAACACUACAAGUGCUGUAACCACCAUGGAUGUCCAACUGCGAUGCCUUGUACAUGUAAGCACCGCAAACUAGUGCUGUAGCCACUGCAAACUUCCAGCCCCUAUACACCCCAUAAAUGCUACAAAUGCUGUAACCACCACGGCUGCCAACCCCAACGCCCCUUAAAUGCUACUAAAGCUGUAACCACUGCACGAUUUCAACCCUAACACCCCAUAAGUGCCACAAAAUGCUGCAACCACUACAAACAUCCAGCUCCAACGCCCUAUAAAGGCUGCACAAGGUGCAAACAAUGCUACAACUGUACAGCACCCCAAUGCCCCAUAGGAAAACUACAAAUGCUAUAAAAAGACACUAAAAAAGCCAAUACCAGUAGUUGAAUGCUUACACGCAAACAAAUGCUAAAAGAUUCUGGAACUAUUUACUUCAACUGCUAAAAGAAGUGUGGGUGCCUGUGGAAUGUGGGCCUCCACUGUGGCCAGCCAGCCCCUAGAUCCUCUCCAGUGGCUGCAGGCAAAUCCCCACAACCCAGCCAUGGCUCCCCUUUCCAGGCACCUGUCAGACUGAAGCAUGAUGAACCAGUGGAAAGAGACUGAGGAUGAGGGGGAUGGAAUGCUAAAACAACCACUUCAAACCACUUCACACUAACGUAACCACUACAAAAACCUCUCAAUUUGAUUCUUGUGGCUGUGAUGAAGCAACAAUGAUCCAUGCAAAUCACUCUUGCUAGGCUGACAACUUCAAACCUCUUCACACUAAUGCAACUGCUACAAAAAACCGCUGAAUUUGAUCCUUGUGGAUGUAAUGGAGCAACAACUUUCCAUGUGAACCUACACUUGAGAGUUAAGGUGAUUCCCUGGUUUUGCACUUUGCAUCUCUUACUGCGCAUAACAAGAUGGCCUCCGUAAAAAUGAGCAUGUGAAGUAACAUUAUUAAAAUGAAGUUGACUGAGGAGAAAUGCUAUUACAUUUUUUGUUUGCGGUUGUUUCUUGCCGAGGAGAGACUCAAUUUGGUGGGAAUGUGCAUAACGUAAGCAGUUCGCGUGUUGCUGAGUUGGACUUCCUCCCGGAGAACCUCGAUAGUGGAUGUUUAAUUUGUGCUUAUUCACUUUGAUUUUCAUUUAAACGCUAAUUUCUUUAUCACAUUGUGUCCUAAAUGUGGUAUCUCGAUGUAAAUUCCGUUAAAACGGAUUUUUUAAUACUUUCUUCCCCCUUUGGCAUACAUUUUAUUUUGAAACUUGCCCCAGUCCUCUCUCAAAAAUUAAGGAAAAUGCAUUUGGUGCGCACUUUCUGCAGCUCUACCGCAAAAACGAGUAUGGUGACCCCCAUUUUUUAUUUCAUGAUUUUAAUAAGGACAGUGCUUCCUUUUGGUGAGAAAAAAAUUGGCACAAAUCUAUGUUCAGUUUUUUGGCAAUUUUACUAAAUUGUACGGAUUUAGCUAUCACGGGUCGAAUAGCGCGUGUCCAAUUUAAUUCUACUUUGGAGCGUAAAGAAAAAACAAGGGCAUUACAAGGCAUUUUUCUGGUACGUAAGUGGAUAAACAAUACAUUAAAGUCAAAUUCUGUGUGAUACCACAUGCAUCAUUGAAAAAACCUUUCCUUUUUGUCUAGUUUUGGGCUGCACGCAGUUUUUGUCAAAGGGUCCAAAAUAGCCGUAUUUGUCAGCAUUGUGACAUCAAAACGAGCACAGUGACCCCCACUUUUUAUUACCUUUUUAUCAUCUUCGACAUCUUCUUGACUUGUUACAUCAGUGUACCAAGUUUCAUCUACAAUCUAUCGUUAGGUUCUUUUACUAGGGAAUCACCUUAACCACUCGUGGAGAAAACCAGAAGAAACGAUCACACAGAAACAAGGCGACCCUAAUGCAAUGGUGGAAAAUUCCCAACCACACAACCACUGAUCAUGAGUGACAGCCAGCUUGAGACAAAAGCAUGUAAACCCAAAAGUUGAAAUCACAGCGUUACCCCACCUAAAACUUGAAAACCAUAAGUGGAUGUGAAUGCUAAACCAAGCUAUUGUAAGACCUUCAAACAAUGAAAUAGUUGAUUAGAAGAAAACAUGCAAGCAAAAAAAACGAUGGCCAAACUCCAAGUCGAAAGUCAAAUGUACAUUCCGUUAAGACUGUUGGCCAAAGUUACGAGGUAACAACGAUUGCACAGAAGCCAAGCAUAGCCCAAGAAUUAUCCAAAGGCUAAACAAAGAGAAUGGCAGCCAGGAAAUGCUGUACCAAGUACAUGGAGAUGAUGCAAGCAAGGCUGACUGCACUUGAGCCACCGUACUAACUGCUGACCAAUGCCUGUGCUCCUGGCUGUUAACGGUGUUAAAUUUCAUUUAACUAUAAUUAUAAAACAAUGAAGAGCAAUUCUGAUUGGCUUUCAUUUGAUUAUUGACUAGUGUACCUAAUAAGUAAAAUAGUGCUGUCCUGGUGUCAAUUUGUAUUGCCAAAAUAGGUUUGCAUUACUUUCGCAUUCAGCUAAUGCCCGCAAUUAAAAUACUUCAUGUUUACUCUCGUUAAAAAGUCCUAUUUCAGUCCAGCUGGGUUUAGUGUCCAGCAUCUGAAUAUCUGACAUUCUGCACUUGAAUAUCAUUUAAAAUACACUACAUUUUCACUGGCACAAGGAACAGUACGAAACAGGCCGAGUGUGAUUGUAUUGUGAGGUCAAGACAUUGUUUGCAAGGCAUUGUGGAAAAAAAAGUGCAUUGUGGUUAAAAUCCAGAUGCGUCAUGGAAAGAAUAAAUCAAAAAUAUUUUUCCCUCUACGGAUGGGGUCUGCUGCCUUGCACCUCACUUCAGGCUCGCUUGCAAGGCAGCAAUAAAGAUCACACAGUUGUGUUUAUAUGUGCAAACAUUUAAUGGUAGUUUCGAAAACGAUGCACUCGAAAACGAAGACCGAAGCACGAAGCACCCAAAUCUCAAAAACGAGGCACCCAAAACUCGAAAACGAAGCACCUAAAUCUCGAAAACGAAAAGCACCUAUUGUAAACGAAGCAUCCAAAUCUCGAAAACGAAGCACCCAAAAACUCGAAAACAAAGCCCCCUAAAAACUCGUAAACGAAGACCCCUAAACUUGAAACCGGUCUGUCCUUUAUAAACACGAGGCAAUCUCUUGCUAAUACAGCAGGAAUCAAGCACGAUAACGUAAGAGUCUUACGCGCGAGCCUCACUCUCCGUUUUCAAACUCGUUUCAGACCUUUUGUGUUAGUGCUCGUGCAUACUUAAAUACAUCAAAAUACAGUCAGUUUUGAAGUCUAAAUAAACAUGUAUGUGUACCCAAAAAAAAUGCAUAUUAAGAUAAGAUGUAUCAAGUAUAGCAAGACUAAUAAUAAAAUUAAUACAGGAUAUCCUAUCUAGAAACGUUCAGUUAAAUAGUUUGCAGGCUUUUACAAAACCUUGGGAUGGAUUUUGUCGACCUUUGGAGGUGCGAACGCAUCUGCUGCUUCCACCUGAUACAGAUUGCGCCAUGCUAGACAUAAAAUUGUAGUUAUUCAACCUACAGUGGUUUCGAGUUUUGGGUGCUUCAUUUUCGAGUUUUGGGUACUUCCUUUUCGAGAUUUGGGUGCUUCGUGCUUCGGUCUUCAUUUUCGAGAGCUUUGUUUUCGAAACUACCAACAUUUAACACCCAUUCUAACGACUCCAAGUUUGACUUUACAUCAUUGAAUCUCUUUUGUAGAAACCCUAGAAACUUCAUUUGCUCCAUCAUCCUAUCAAUCAACUUUGCCUCGCACAUCAACAACAAAUUCCCUUCCACGCUCAUAUCCAGCUGAGAUUCUGACCAUCCCUGUCGUGAAGGGUCCCAUGGGAUUUGGCUUCACUAUUGCAGACAGCCCAUAUGGUCAAAAGGUGAAGCAGAUCCUAGAUGCUCCUCGCUGUACAGGACUUCUCGAAGGUGACAUCUUGAUGGAAAUUAAUGGCCGAAUGAUCCGGAGUUGCACACACAAUGAGGCUGUCAAUAUCCUCAAGGAAUGUCCUAAAGGACAACAAGCACAUAUUGUUGUACAGAGAGGAGGUAGGCACUCUAUAUUUACAAAAGAUCAUACACACCUACGUAAAGGUUUUCACAGAAAUAUUUCAUAUAAUGAUCAUUGCUCAGAGGCAGGUACAAAAUUUAUUCUACUGGUUAGUGUAGGGAACUUUUAACCUGAAAAGAUCCUAUUGGGCCAAAACCUUUCCCAAACCAAAACCAACAACCCAGGCCUUCUGAGAUUGGUUUUCUUUGUCCACAGUAAUUUAUUAAUGUCAAACCUUGGGGUCACUUUCUGAAUACAAACCAGGAGACUCCUGACAUAUACAGAGUGAUAUACAAUGUGUUUUCUGAAAAAAAUAGCAUUGCAAGCCAUAACUUGAAUGUGGGUAAUGGAAGUAUAAAAAUUCCAAACUGAAAAUGGUUAUAGAAGUCAUGUAAAAUGUUUAAAUUAACCUUGACCUUUGCUAUCAUUUAUCUAACUCUAGGGUUGCCAACACCACUUAGAAACAGUCCCUUGUUUGCAAAGAAGGUAACUGAGUAGAUUUAAUAACUGUUUUUCUAUAAUGUAAUUGUCCAAAUUUAUUUUGAGAGUAGCACAUUUGUUCUUGUGACUGAGAACCUUUUCCCCUCAAACCCUUGACAAAAAUAAAGAAAGUCUUGUCACUUAUGCAGAACGUUAUUUUCAAGUCGAGCACCAUGCUUCCUUUUGUUCCUGGUGAUACUUUUUAGGGUGAGUGACACUGUUCCCUUGACUUUUGCCUAAUUUUGCCUUAAUCGCACUCUCUUCUCAUUGCUCUUUCUUUUGCUUAUCUUCCCCAUUCCGUUUUCUUUUGCUGGCAUUUACUAGGCUUCAUUUUGUCCAAGCUACAAUUAGCGACAAAAUGAGUUCAGACACUUCUCCCUAAACUGUGCUUUUUUACAUUUUACUGACUUCAAAAGGAGGAAAUAUAGCUUUUCGUCCCCCAUCCCCUUUAUGCAAUGUUGUGCCGAUGUUCAAGCUACCUACAGAAAACAACAAACACCCCUACUUUGAAUGGAGGGGGCAGGGGAGGGAUGCGGAUUCUUUUGUUCUCUGAAGUUACCCUAUUUGAGUAUAAUGUCUCAACCAUCUGUCGCUGAUUGUCUGAAUCACAAAAGUGGCCAUACAUCCCUAAGAAAAUUAAUUCAACUCCUUUCAUUCAGGCUGGGGUGUAAGACCCCUGGUGGCUUUUUAUUUGCUACGUUUGACUUCAUCGUUCCUAUUUUAGAACAAUUAGAAUACGGGCGAUUUCGUUAUUUUCAGUGCAUGACACUUCGUGUCACAUUAAACAUGCCUUAACAUCAUGUGAUGUGGCGAGUCGUGCACAAUUUCUUUUUCUCUCCUUUAUCGAAACAAAGAGCAAAGUGAAAAGGAUAGAAAACUAAAUAGAUUUCUAGGCAUUAAAGCAGUUAUAAUCACUAAAAUUGCAGUUGAGGCCAUGAGUAACUAGAGUAACCAAGAUGAGCAUAAAAUGAAAUAAUUAGAUUAUCUUUUAAGAACAAAGUUGGUUACUUGUGGUUGCUCAUGGCCAGUCCCCUCCAAACCUUAUAGUUUGUACUGUUAAUUACAUUCUUCAAAGAAUCUUGUAGGUAUAUGGGCAACGAAUUUACUGCACAGAUUUAAUGAUGCUAUGCAGCUUUGUUGUGCAUUAGAAGUCAGAACAUUUUUCCUGAAAAUUCUCGUGCACAUAGCAAUCGUGGCUGUUUUAUUGUCGAUCACACCCUUAUUAAACUUCGCAUAAACACUUCAAACUCACUAGGGACAUAUUCGAAAACAAUAUAUUAUCUGCCAUCGAUUCCUAAUGACCACACUUAGUUACCAGAGGGAAAUCAAUCAUUCGGUAUGUGUGUAUGCUGUGUAAUUACUGGAAAACACUACCAAGUACAAAGACUGGCAAAACCAAUUUUCCCUCGAAAAACACAGCAACGCGAUGAUAUGGGUAUUCUAUCUAUCUUCUUAAAAGCAACCUGGUGAAUACAGUAAUCUCAACUAUUUUUUUUUUUCGUCUCUUUACUGGUGCUAAUAGGACAACAGUGCGUAGAUUUUGAUUCAGACAAUCGGCAACAAAAUGAGUUCGAGCUACCUACAGAAAACAACAAACACCCCAUGAAUGGAGGGGGCAGGGGAGGAUUGCGGAUUCUUUUGUUCUCUGAAGUAACCCUAUUUGAAUACAAUGUCUCAACUAUUUUGUCACCUUAUAUUAUUGUAGCGCUCGAACAAACUAAGUUAUUAGGCUUCAUUUUGGGGGUAAAAGUUUCCACAAAUACUUUGAGGGUUGUGAAAUUAUUUUUUGAAGGAAGUAUAGGUGGGAAUUGUGACAAGAUUGUUCAAUUUCUGGUUCAAUAAAUACUUUUAUUAUUUUAAAUGUUUUUCUCCGGCCUUUUCACAAAAUCAUUUUUAUUCAGGUAUGGUUUGAAAGAUUCCACAGUGUGCAGAAAUCAGUCACACUCUGAAAGUUGUCUAUGACCAUUUAAAGAAAUGAAAUCAAUAGUGGUAUGAGAAACAAGGAUCCAAAAAGGGGAUGUGAGUGGUUAAGUAGGGAAUGGGUCAAGAAUGAAACAAUACAGAAAAAAAACGGAUGAAUAAUUUUAUUUCAAAUUUAAUAGGAUUUGGAACCCAUUGCCCCACGUGUAGCACGACCCAAGUCCACCCCUAUCAUGGGCUCAAACCAUGUUGGGUAUGGUCAGGUGGAUCAUGGAAGCACUGGUAACUUAGCAACUGCUGGAGAGAGUACAAGAAACCAAGAAACUGGAUAUGAGAACAGAAAAAUAGCACAGCCCAUGCUGGACAAAAACUCUGAGGCAUUGUUCAAUUCAUAUCCAUCACUGAGGAAAGCUGUUGCUAAUGCUGCUAGAAGGUUUGAUUUUAUUUUUUCUUCAGUUGUUAAAUCGCUUCCUACUCGGUGUAAACAGGACAACAUGACUUUCUUUGAGAGAUCGAUGCCCACCAUUUUAGAGGGUCUGUCAUGAAGAGGUGUGAACCUGGCAGGGGUGUCCUCUUUACGGGGGUCUCUGUCAUACAGAUGUCUAUACCUGACAAAAGUGUCCACCUUGCAGGAGACGUCUACCACACAGAGGUGUGCACCUGGCAGAGGUGUCUGUCAAACAAAUAAAUAUUGUACGGGUGUUCUUCAAAGAGAUGUGUGUGCCUGACAGAGAUAUCCACGUUCGCGCGUUGUCUAUUAUAUUGAGUUGUACACCUGACAGGAGUGUCCACCUUUAAAGGGUUUCUGUCAUACAGAUACACUGUAUUUGCACCUGGCAAAGGUGUGAACAUUACGGGGGUGUUUACCAUACAGAUUUUGUGCUUCAGGGAGAGGUGUGUCAAUCAUACAGAUCAAUCUGUGAGUGGUGAACCUGACAGAGGUGUCCAUCUUGCAGGGGUGUCUAUCAAACAGAAUUGUACACCUGACAGAGAUGUCCACCUUCCAGAUUGAUUUGUACAUCUGAUAGGAGUGUCCAUUUUUAAAAGGUGGCUGAAAUACAGUUGUUCACCUAACAGGGUGUGAACCUUUCAGGGGUGUCAUAUCAGUCAUGUGCACUUGACUGCAGAGGUGCCUAUCAUACAGAGUUGUGCCCCUUCGGGGGUGUGAAUGUGGAAGGGAUGUCCACCUUGCAGGAGUGUUUGACAAACCUGAUGCCAGAGUCCACCUAAGAAGGUUGUUCGCCUUACAGGCUUGGAUACCCAUCUCACUAGGAAUGUCUAUUCUUAAGAAGUUUUGACUCCAACUAGUUGGCUAUUGAAACCUUGCUGUUUGAUCUGCUAGAUUCAGAUUCUUAAACUCUUAAAUUUUAUAUGCAAGUGUUGUGACAGUAAUGGCAUUAGCUUGACCUUGUAGCAUGCAUUGUUUCUUACUUUUCCUUUAUUAUUAUUCUUCAGAUCAAUGGAAAACUUGGCAGCUCCUGAUACACCACCUCCCCCAGCCAGUCCAGAUGCUAAAAACUUUACUGUUAAUCUUAAGAGGGGAGAUAUGGGAUUUGGUUUCCGGAUUAUUGGUGGUCAGGAAGAAAAUACGCAGGUAUCAGAAAUUAAUGUUAUCUGCAAGCCAUUUUCCAGCGAUGGCUUAUUAGAGAAGGGGAGGACUUAUUUUAAACUGGAGUGGGAAACCCUCGCUGACACAUCUUAUUUUAGAAGCGGUAAUACUGAAAAGUACAAAAUUGUAAUAUUCUCUGCCAACUUUAGUGGUUAUACAAACUCGUCCUUUCAGUUAUGUGUCCUAACAUCAAACCAUCAAACCUCGAACUCGAGAGGAGUGAUGAGGUGACAAAAACUAAAUGCGUGAAAUUAUGGGAUAGGUUGGCAUAUCGAGAAAAAACCAGUUGAGAAAUGUACCCUUGCUAAAAUGAGCUUGCUAGUACAAAUUGGUGGAGAGAUAAAAGCACCGUUAUUCUCCGUGGACUUUUAAGGGAUUUGUGUGGAGUCGGUAGAACAUAAUUAUGCUUAUAUCUCCCCUUUAAUUCUCUGUUUUCACUGUCAUACCAUUACCCUGCGAGCAGAGGUUUUUCUCUUGCAUGGCUUUUAGCGUUUACGAACGUAAACAAACCAACUACACGACUGUCAAGUCACGCGAGCGACUUUGUAAACGCUAAUAAUUGGAAACCACUCAAUACAGAAAGUCCAGAAUCUGGGAAAUGAAGGAAGAUAAAUAAGCAAAAGCCUCGCUAAAAAUCAGGUCUGUUCGACAUGACAUGCGAGAUAUUCGGGAAAAAUGUUUUACCCAAAUUUACAAAGCUUUGUAUGGAGACGCCAUGUUGGUUUCCCAUUUGAGGGCCACAAAUAUGGCGGCCAAAAACCAACGAAACAUCUGUCUUUGAGUUUUCCUAAAAAACCGUCGAUUUAUCACUUGAGGAACACAUAAAGGUUAAGCAACGUUUAUUCUGGGUCAAGGUAAGAAAUGUUUAGAUGGCAAAAUCUCAAAAAAUCGCUAACGUUUUUAACCAACAUGAGAGCUUUCCCUGGCGCCAGCUAAAAUGCCGCGUCACGCAAAAGCUUGGAAAUUCAAGCGUCCUUUAUAGGAAAACGUAAAACCCUUUCGAACAGAAAAUUAAUGAAGGUGUUUAGCAGCUGUAAUACCCCAUAAAAGUAGAAACUCUGAAGAAUAGAUAACUCCUUAGUUUGAAUUUUAGUGACGUCAUGUGAAAACCGAGAAUUUGCACUAACGGGCUGAUUUUUGGCUGGGGAGUAUUUUCAUCUUAUUCUUUCUGAGUAUGCUAACCAAUCCCAUAAUUUCACAAUUUUAAUUUUUUUUGUGACGCCACACUUCUCUCCUCUAUCAUUGUUUAUUAUGGUAGUUCCCUCAUACAAAAACCACUAAUAAGGGUGUGUGUAGGCUUCUAAUUGUGUUUUUUGGAAUCAGGUGGCUAUAGGUACAAUUGUCAGGGGUGGACCUGCGGAUGUGAGUGGGCAGUUACAGAGGGGAGAUGAGAUUCACUAUGUUGAUGGCAUCAGUGUGAUAGGCUCAACUCACCGCCGUGUUAUAUCGCUCAUGGGUAAUGCUGCUCUUACUGGUGAGGUCACUCUUGGUAUUCACAGAGACCCAGCUAAAGUAGCAAGUAAGUCAAUAAAGUUCUGAAUCAGUGCUUCCCCUUAACUUUGUCAUGCAAUCUGGGCAAAUUCAGUAAUCAGGGACUAGCAUAAAAUGAAACAUGAAAAAAAGUGAAGGAACCUUUAAAUAACACAGCCAGGCGCGGAUCCACAACAGUUUCCGCCGAUUCACGAAAAUCGGGCAGAUUUUUUAUAAAUUAAUAUAUUUUUAAUGAAAAAAAAAUUAAAAUUAAAAUCUCGCCAAUAUCCUCCCUGAAUGACUCAGAAACCCAAGAAAGGUGACUUAAGGGGGUUGAAAUCAAAAAUAUUUUAGUGGGGUGCAUCCCCCCGGACCUGUCUAGAAGCUUGCGCCCUCGACGCUCGUUUAGGAAAUCGAUCAGUAUUUAUCCCCAGGCUAGAUCCGCGCCUGACAGCAAAUGUGAAAAAAGGCACGGAUGGACAAAACUGAAGAAGAUUCAAAUGGAAUACAAAUAAGGCAAAUGAACGUUAAUUAAAGUGAGACUAUAAGAACCGCUCAAUGCAAAAUAUAUUAACUAAUGCCAUUUAUACGGGGAAAAUAAGACGCAUCUGGCGUCGUGUUCUCCUUAGAGAAAUCGUAACACCAUAGUUCUAACUAUGUUGGCACUUACUCCGGGCAAACAGGAGCAGUAGUUGUCAUGGUUUCUUGAUUUUGUCGUACAGAAAUGAUAGUGUUAAUUGUAUACAUAUUAUAUUGUAUUAUUAAAACAGAGAUGAAUCCGAGCAUGCGCCGUUCAUACUCAGCGUCAUCUGAUCUUGGUCCCGAAGCUGCUUUAGGAGGAAUCAAAGCCAAGGAGGCGUCUAAAUCCACCGGCAACCUGCAACAAUAUGGCAGAAAAUCAUUCAACGACCCUGAAGAAACGUCUUCUGUUCGAAGUUAUCAUUCAGAAAUGCUUCCCUCCGAUGUGAGGUCACAGAGUCAAAGGAAUAGACGACUUAGUGAAGGUGAUGUAAAUGGUGAACCCAAGGGCCCAGUCUCCUACCGUGAUAUUACUCUAGAACGAGAGGAAAACGAGUCUUUUGGUUUUGUAAUCUUCUCUUCGGUACACAAGAGCGGUUCGACAAUAGGUAAGAAUUCAUGAGGUUGAUUGAUUAUAGUUAUUUGUUUUUGUCACUUUACAGGUUGUAGAAUUUGUGACGGGGAAGCCUGAACUGGAAGCCUGGGGGCUUAUAUGGGUUGCACGGUCCAGGAGCAAUUUGAGUAGACAUAGCUUUAGAGGAAAGACACGAAUUUACAAACUCAACUAUAAUAUAAACUAAGAUACAGGAAAAAAAUAGAAUAAUACAAAUUAAAUUACUUAAAAGAUUAGAUCGAAUAAGAUGAUACUAGCGUAAGGUGGACAGGUCAUUGUACUUUACUCGCUCAGCCUACAAACUGAAUUACGUUUCGUUCAUUUUGGCUGAACGUUAUUUUGUAAAGAGUUGUAAAAUCCUUUAACCGGGCUCGUGAAAGUCCUGAAAUUUACCUGUUACACACAAAUCCUAAGAGCCAACUCCAUGGUUAACUAUUAACUUUUGUCAGUGAACAAGAGGUAGACAAAUGCACCCCCUGAAUCGGUAGAGGAGAAGUGAAAAAAGACUGCUAACUAGGCCACUUGAUGAGGAGGGAGUAUAGACCGUUUUCACUCACGUGAUCAGCAGCUAUUCAAAUUUCUUGAAGCGAAGGAAAGGUUGAUAUGAGGAAAGAAUUCAGUAUUUUUUUGGUACACCAACAUGGCCGCCAUUUCAUUGUUUUGUACACCAAUAUGCCUGUCGUGAUGUCCUGUGAAACGAUCUAUAAGUUUACCGCUAUCCCUGUCACGUAAUUCUUAUUUUAGUAACGCAACCUUCUCCAUUACAGGACGUAUUAUUCAAGGCAGUCCAGCCGACCGAUGCCGCCAGCUUCAUGUAGGCGAUCGACUCGUGGCCGUGAAUGACGUCAGCAUUGUAGGAGUUCACCAUAGUGACAUAGUGGAUACCAUUAAACGGUCUGGAAGAACCGUUACGCUCAGAAUCGCUCAACAGCGCCCAUUGGGUAAAUAUAAAAGUACAUUUGUUGUUUAAGAUGACAAAGUCUUACUUGAGUGUUGAAAUUCCAGUUUCCUAUAGUUGCCAUGUCUAAAUACCGAAUGCUGCUAAACAUAGAAUUAACUUGCUUAUUUACACGAAGAUGAAAAAACGAAUUUUAUUCGCUUGUCAAUGUAAUUAGCACGAGUGCUAUUUGCACUUGCACUAAUUAUGCUAAUGGUAUAAUUUUACGAAAAGUCUUUAACCCUAAGCUGUUGUUAACUUAAGCCUAUCUUUUUUUUUCUUUGAUUUUUUUUGCCUAGAUAACUUUGAAACAAAGAAAUUAUCUCGAAUGGUAAGUCAACUGGCGGCACUCUCUCAUGUCAUUAAAUUUGAUUAAAAGGUAUUUUACGUCGAUAACUCGUGACAGUAAUUUAACAGAUAAACUUAGGUGGACGUUGCGCUCAUUUUACCAUCAAUGCACCGUUUUAAGGGUAUUUAAAGCUACUUAUAGUUACACAAAUAGGAGAGAAGUCUUGAAACAAGGAUGUGAUGUCAUCGAGAAUCGAACUUGGGACCUCGCGCAUGCACCGAAAGCCGCUCACUAACCAGCCGUGCCAACCUUGCUCCUAAUUAUAUUUUUUGCUUUUGUUGUUUGUUUUUUUUUUUGCUGAUGUUAAGCUACGGCAAAAGGGCAACAAAAUCAUGCAACUUGUUUUUCGACAUUGCUGCUGCGCGAUGUUGCGCGUUUUAACACCCACUUUCAAACCUUUCUUGCAAGACAUAAAGGUUGCUGCAAGUUGCAUUAAUACUGACUUCUGAUUGGAUAAAAUUACGCGGAGUCACGCCAUACAGGGAAGUUAUGUCACUUUCUGCAAAACAAGUUUGCCUUGGGGCUGUAAAAUGCGAAACAUGUACAAAUUUUGUUGCAAAAAGUAAAACUACUCUCUACUUUCUGUAGCAACUUUUUGGCAACCUGUAACCUGAUUUGUUGCAAAACAGCUUUGCACGUGGGUGGUAAAACUCGCAAAAUCGCUUUUCAACUCAUUUUUCAGCAAUUUUGCAAAGAAAAUUGCCCUUCUUGGUCGCCUGUUUUCCCGCACCUUUAUGUCAAAUUGCAACCUGUUUCUUGUUGUUUUCCUUAGAGUGCUCCAGACAUCUCUAGAAUGGGUAGUGAUACAUACCCCAGAAGAGACGCUGACCAGCGAAGUUGGGAUAAUGCAUAUCCGGAACAGGUAUGACUUAUUGUUUCUAAUGGACUCUCAUUUUCUUUCCUAUGCGCCGCGAAAGUAACCGAAAUCAAGAUCAAACAUAACUCCUCUGCUUCCAAACAAAUUCAAUAUUCUUCUUCUCUUCUCUCACCCUUCAAGAAGUUGUUUUUUGUUUUAUUGUAUAGACGUGUGCGUAAUAUUGCAUUUAAUUCUUACUCGUUAUCCGUUUCUGUCGAAUUUAGUCAAAAUAUUCAUAAGCAUUUUUACUUACUAUAAGGGCAGACUAAAUUCAGUUUAUUCCGUUGUGCUUGGUGGCUUGUUGCGCACGCGAUCAUCGUUUCUUCUUUGUUACCAGACUGUUGCCGACCGUGCAAAGGAGGAGCCACGUUAUGUAGCAACCCUUCCCAGAAUGCAUCACAGCUACAACUCACAACCACCGCCUAAAGUACCGCCUCGAGUCGCCCCCAAGCCUUCCAGAGAAAAAGUGCUUAAGGCAAAAGAAGACAAGAGAAGGCAAGAAAAUGAUUUUCAUGUAGCCAGAAAUGACAUGCGCAGACGAUCAAACCCUGAAAUACCAUCAAGACCACCCCUACCUUCGCAGGAUUACACGGGUAAUGUGAGAGAUGAGCGAAUUUCUUUUAAUCAGACAAUGGUUGUAGAACUGGAUCGAGAUAGAGAGACUGGGUACGGAUUUAGUAUCAGAGGAGGAAGAGAGCUGAAUUUACCUAUAUUUGUUCUGCGCAUGGCUGAUGGAGGUGCAGCACAGAGGGAUGGCAGGCUCAGGGUAAGGAUUGUAGGGGUUCUUGUUGUCAUUAGUUAUAUAAUAUUUAGAGUUGUAUUUCAUCACUUUACUGAUUUAUUGGGUCCAUUUGUCUAAUGUCUGUCGUGUUUAAUUUUUUUCCGUCCUGUGUCUUCCUUUUGCUGGUUCAUUAUUUUAUAUAUACUUUAAGGUGGCUCGACACAACAGUUUUGUAGCGACACCUUCUAUCCUUGAAUAUCUCACACUUAAACAAAUUUAUCUUUAUGGUAAGACCAUUAUAACACAUGGAUUACACACCGACAGGACUAAACUUUAUUAUGAUUUUAUUUUUUGGGCGAUCGGAGUAAAUAUCAUUAAGUAUGACGUCACGAUAGUUUUAGCUUUAAGUCGAAUUUCAGCCCUCAUCGACCUGAACUUUGGAAAUGCUUUACGCUGCGCAUAUUUUGGGUGCUUAUCUUCCGGUAUGAGAAGGUUCUCAGAGAUCUAUGAGAGGAAUUUAGAGAUAUCUUGGAAUUUCUUCAAAAAGGGUAUAGAUUAUGCAUGAACUGACAAAUUUGCUACUUUUUGGAUGUUUCCGGGAAAGGUUUUAUCACUCAUUCAUUUUGCAAAUGACCCUUAUAUACAAUCGGCUAAACGCAAGUAGACUUGCGCAAUUUUCGAAAAACAUGCAAACAUGUGAAUGUCAGUUGUUCAAACGCGAUGCUGAGCUCUUUUUGUAAUUUCUAAGGCUACUUUCACGAAAACAGCGAUUAAACCAAAAUUCGACGUUAGAUUUUCUUUAUAGAAUUUGAGUGCUGCGAUUGAUCGUUGUACUAUGAAAUGCCCGAUUUUCGUGUCCAUUGAAACAUUUGAAGUUGCCUAAUGUGGCCGCAAAAUUUAGGAAAUAUUAAAGCGAUGUGAUGGAUUUGGAUAAUUUUUUGCUUUGGGAUUUCCUAUUGUCUCGAGUUUAGCACAACAUGAAAUUCCCAUGCAGCACGCGAAAAGGUACCGCGCCUGCUUGUCCUCCGUAAUCUAUUCACUCGUGUUUUCUCCCUUUCUUCAACAUUACCAUAUUUCGGGAAGAUUACGGAUGGCAACCAAGUGCUUAUUUUUAUUAUUCUUCAUAAUCCGAACUUUUCAUGGUCUCUGUGCAUUUACCACUUGUUUCCGUAGGUAGGAGACGAGAUCUUAGAGAUCAAUGGUAGGAGUACAGAGGAUAUUCCUCACGCGGAUGCCAUAGCUUUGAUAAAGAGUGGUGGCAGCAGAGUGCGUCUUCUCAUUCACAGAGACGAUAAACCAGCCUACCUUGGUCAGUGUGUUUUUAUUUCUGUGUGAUUUUUUAUUAGUUAUGCAAUCUCCACAAGAAGUGAUCAGUUUGUUUGAAGGUUAAUCUCAACAUUGACCGACCUAAGCCUUUUUUUAGCCUAAUUUAAGAAACUGACCGUGCUAGACAGAAAGAAAAUGAUACUUAUGGCCCAUGUUUCUGCCACUAGUUUCUAAAGCAGCCUUCUAUGUCACAAUUUUAUAGCUACAGUCGUACCUCCAUUUACGGCCACCUCUCCACAACGGCCAAGUUUCUACAUCGGUCACUUUUUUCGGCGGACAGUCCAUACAUUGACUCUUGUUUAAACCCCUCUACAAGGGCCACUUUCUUCUGUCCCUAAGGUGGCCGAGAGGUUCAACUGCAUUACUGAAACACUAAAAUUACAUUGGAAUCGAAGAAAGCCUCGAAAGUAUAGAUCAGUUUUAUGUUAAAAUAUUCUGCCAGGAUGGAAACAUGCUGCAACUUGAAACAAUUGCUUAAAUUUCUUUGUUUUUGUAAGAACAAAAAACUUCUCAUGCCCUUUCUUUGAUAGAGUUCCAAGUAUUUUACACAAGAUGACUCAGAAUGCUUGGUUAUAAUUUCAGAUCUGCUGUGACUAAAAAAUUUUUGAACUCACCAAGAAAGUUAUUAAUUUUAUGAUGCACACCUGGGGACCACAAACGAGGAUAUUGCUCGUGCUUUUAAAAGGUCAAUCGACCCUUCCACGUGUUCCAUUUACACUGUUGGAAGAGCGAGUGAAUGGAGUCUAAACCCCCAUAGCAAAUGGACGCAACAAUGUUGGAUGUUAAUGUUGCGUCCGCUUCCACACCCUGUUGCAUAUCGUGGCAUGUUGUUGCGUAUUGUUGGGAGUUGUUGCGCAAAGUUUGAAACCAGUCAAAGUUUUGAGCCAAAACUCUUAACAUUUCUUUUGUUCUGUGAUCGCCGAAGCGUAGCGGAACAAUGUUGGAUCCGUUUCCAUAGCUCUUCCAACAUUGUUGGGGCCACUCACGCGCAUUAAACAUGGUUUACAAAGUCUUAUGGGUUAUAUCCUUCCCACGAUGCACUGCAAGUCCCAAUAUUGUUGGGAGUUGAUGGAUCCGUUUGCACACCCCAGUCAACAAUGUUGUAAGUCGUUUGGAUUAUUUUUGCAGACGGGAUCCCUAACGGAGGUCACACUAUUGCUAAAGGAGGAAGCUUACCUCGUCAAAGCUGGAAAAAUCCCCCCUACUAUGACAUGUACCAGUCAUAAAACCGUAGAACAGUAACUGAAGAGGUUUGAAAUUUAUUCUUGUAAAAUAUCGAAAAAUUUGUGCCACCGUAGCAGAGUUCUGAACUACUUCUUCAUGGUUUGUAUAGACAUCGUCAUGAUAUGAAAUUCCUUUAACUCUGUAGUAGACGACUUGAAUUUGCAGUACUUUAUACUUAAAACACCAUAAAAUUAUGAGAAAAGCUGCCUAUUUUUAAAGAUAUGUCCCCAAUGAGGACACUUGUUAGACGGUUACUUCUUUAAUAUUGUAUAAAACUGGGGUGUUUUUAGAUCUUUCAUAAUAAUUUUGAAUGCUUAGGAACAAUAAAUAUUUUAGCGUGUAAUUAAGUGAUCAAUUUGCCUGAAGUUGAUUUAUAAGUGAUAGGUUAGCUUGUAUCAGUCGAUAUAUUUAUUCCAUUGUCUGUAUAUCGUUAACGUUGGGUUUGUACAAUGUAAAAGGGCUUAGCGUCCAAUUUGACUGUCCGUUUGAAUGACUAUAACGUGAUAACACAUCCCUAACCACACCAGUCAUCCAAAAAAUACUCCUCUCAGGGGGUACAAUAGGCCAUUUUACAGUUACAGGUGGAAACGAGGCUGGAGUUGACCUUGUUUUGAUACAACCCUUCCUGCUUUAUUAUGUAAAUCAUGUUUUUCUUUUGCAAACUGGUAUUUUUGAAGCAUAAUUUCCAUAAGAAAAGGUCUUUGUAUCAAAACAAGGUCAACCUUAGCCUCACGUUCACUCAAAGGCUGAGAUGCUAAGCUCACAACUGUAAAAUGGUCUAUUUUGAACCUAUUCAACAAAGAACGAAUAAAUUUUACGUAAUUGACUUUUUGUUGUUACUGGAGCAUUUUAGUAUACAGAAACUAAAGAGAAUUACCCCCAACGUCAACUGCAAAACGUAGCUUUUUGGGCAACCGAUUUUUUAACCGUGACAUAGAUACUGUUUCUCUGCUUAUAAGAAGACGUGUUACGUUUUAAACGGAAAUCAGCAAAGAAGUUAUAAGUUGCAGUGACUGAACAGGAUAUCAAACUAUUUCUGUUGAGAAAUGUUAUGCAGACUUCUGUAAUAAUCAAGGCUUAGGUCCAGGAUUCAACGCUAAUGAGAUGACUAUCCUUAUGAUGGCCGUCAUACAGUAUCCUUGUGAAGAGAGGUUUACUAGAAUACCUAGAAUUUUGUCAAAUAUGAAGUAAUAUGAAUGUGACGAACAACCCAGUCAAAUAGGAAGUAAUGAGAAAAGAAUAUCGUUCAAUCCACAACGUAAGUGAUGAUUUCAAUUGUAAAGGAAAGUAUACUUGAAUGUACUUCUGGCCUCAGUUGUUCACUAAACACGGAAAGCAUUAUCCAGUGGAUAGUGAUAUAUCCAGUGGAAAGCGCCAUCCAUCGUUCGAACAACCAGGGCCAGGAGAGCUUACAGAAGUCUGGAUUAUACCCAAAAAUAAAAACCAGGAUUUUGUCAAUGAUGGAUGGUCAUUCCUCUUCAAGUUUCUGUCUCAUUGUAAGAGAUUAUUUUCACCGUUUUUAGAAUUUGCGAGAUCUCUUUUGGAAAAAUUGGAACAGCUAGAUCCGAUAUUUUAUGUUGGCUGUUGAGAUGCUUUUGAGCUUGCUGUGUAGAUAUUGUAAGGGGUUUUUAUAGCCAUAAUUGUGGUCCAAUUAACAAUUUCCUUUGUCACAAAUACGAGUAUAUUCCUUGGCAACAUGACGUAUUUUCCCGAAGGAAUUUUUUAUUCAUUUUGAGCUGAAAACAACAAAAAAAUAUGUGACGGCUUCGCACGUAUGUUGCAAAUAAGCCCUCCCUAAGAUGUAAAAUUAUACCAAAUGCUAUAUUUCAAGGGAAUUUGGUGAGAUUGAUUCAGUGUUUCUAAUGAGAUUAAUAGUAAGUGUUA